CACAUUUUUUGAACUCUCUCAUCACUAUUAGAACAGGGAUUUUCUUUUUUUCCUCUCGUCUGAUCAUCUGAGGCUAUCAUUGCGCGGCGAGGAUGCAGGGGAAGGAGGCGAGCUUUUGCACGGGAUGCUGGAGACUAACGCUGCUGUCGUGCGUCCUGGCUCUGCACUUGAUCCCGCUGUCUGUCCACGGGAACGUAGUCGGGGCCAAUGCCACCGAGCCAGACAGCACGGCCAAUGUGACGCUGCCUAACGAGGAGGAGGGGCCUGUCAAGGCCAACGAGAUAAGUUUCUCAGCAAGUCCCGCCACGAUCAGCACUGUGACCCCGAGGGCGGGCCGGAUCCCCCGUGCCGGUGAGGAGGAGGAGCAGAGCAGCGGCAUGUUCGGUGAGACGCUGGUUCCUGCAGUGGAGGAAGUGGGCGUGGCGGCCCCGCCUCAGCUCAGCCCUGAUUCGGCUGAGACGGAGCACCUGCUGCCUGGCAACCCACGCGGGCCGGAAGUGAUGGAAGGCGAGGAGGAGGAGGAUGAGGAGGAAGAGCGUCUGCCACACACUGAACCACCUUGGAGUCCCGCCAAGGACACAGCCGUGUUUGAUCUGGAUCACCUUUUCACCACCAUCGCCCCUCCCUCGGUCGCCACCAACCCAUCUAACCCCGACGUCCUCCAUGUGGACUUCUUCGACCCUUCCUCUCGUGGGCGCAGCCUUGACCUGGCCCCGCCCUCUCCUUCAUCACUGGCCCAUGAGCUGCAGGGUGGUGACCCGACCUCCUGGGCGAUGCCGGACAACUACGACUACCUCACACCCUACGAAGAUGGCGUGUCCCCCACUGCUGAUGAGUACACCUACAGCACCACGACCGAUGCCUACGAGAGCGAUGAAGACCUCCGGAUCUCCGCUGGGUCUCCAGCUCGCUCCAGGCCCCGGGCCCCAGGGUCUGGCUCCUUCAUCCCUGGAGCGUCACUUCCUGGCGCCGGAGCUCCGGUACCAAACGUCCCUGUGGCGGCUCCCCCGGCGGCCUCGCCAGUGGACGGCUCAGACGGGAUGGGUGGAUGCCGCGUGGGCUACCAGAUGGUGAACGGAAGUUGCCGCUCGCCCUGCGACACGCUGCCCAACUACUGCUUCAACGGGGGACAAUGCUACCUGCUGGAGGGCAUGGGAGUCUUCUGCAGAUGUAACGUCCAGGAUUACAUCUGGCACAAGGGUGCCCGCUGCGAGUCGGUGGUGACCGAGUUCCAGGUGAUGUGUCUGGCCGUGGGCGCCUCGGCUCUGGUGGUCCUGCUGCUCUUCAUGAUCAUCGUCUGCUUCGCCAAGAAGCUCCACGUGCUCAAGACGGAGAACAAGAAGCUGCGAAAGCGCAGCAGUAAGUACCGGCCUACAUCGGAGCAGCACAAUGAUAAUUUCUCGCUGUCCACCAUCGCUGAGGGCUCCCACCCAAAUGUAAGGAAACUGUGCGACACCCCUCCUAACGUCCCUCAUGCCCGUGCAUUGGCUUACUAUGAUAACAUUAUCUGUCAGGAUGAUCCUAAUUCCCAGAACAAGCUGGAGGACCCGGUGAAGGCCCCGACCAAGGAGGACGACUCCCUCAACAUCCACAACUCUCUGACCCCCAAACACGAGAACCACAAGGUCCUGGGCGAGGAGAACUCCUCGGAGGUAAACUCACUGCAGAACAACAUGAUGUGAAAACAAAACAAAAAACAAAACCACCCAGCAACCUGACCACACGACACCGAAAACGACAAGGUGCGCCGGCAACGGGAGCCCCCAAAUCCCUCCCCGCUCCCCGUCCGUCCGCUGCCGAGUGCGCCUAACCGGUCAACCAACCAACCAGCCUGCCAACGUACCAGCCAACCCAGUCUGCAACCGUCUCAGACACGGCAACACUGCCACCGAGCGGCCUGGGCCGCCGCAAAAAUCGUACACCACCACCACCACCGCCACUGCCCCAGCUGAGAGUAACCCUCCACCCAGCCUCACCCUGCCGCCGCCUUGCAACCCCCCCUUACGUCCACUCACGCCCUGUUUCGCAGCCCUGCCCCCCUUGUUGCUGUCACUCUACUUCCCUUAUCUCUCUUACCUGCACACACACACACACACACACACACACACACACACAGCGAAAAGAUGAAAACAUAAACACGGAUAUAUGUAUACACACACACACACACACACACACACACACACACACACACACACACCUUCCCCUGCCUGCAUUGGUGUAUUUUGUAAAAAGAAAGAAAUCAUACAGAAGUUUAAAACGUACGUAAAACGUCAUUGUAAAAAAAAAAAAAACUUAAGAUAAAGCUACUGAGAGGUUUUGAUGUUUGUCUGACUAAUCCAGUGAGUAUGUAUAAAUAUUGGAAAAAAAAAAUUGCUUGGAUUGAUUUAAAAAGAAGCAACACAAUGUGUCUUGGUUUUCAUUGAUGUGAUUUCUAAUCCUUUGAUGUACUUGUUUUUUUGUUUUUUUUGUACUUUUUUGGGACUUGGAACAGAGAAUAAACAAACAAG
Chelmon rostratus (copperband butterflyfish) is the source of this 2507-nucleotide messenger RNA. It is a transcript of the gene cspg5a, whose product is annotated as chondroitin sulfate proteoglycan 5a. The transcript is spliced from 5 exons. Lineage: Eukaryota; Metazoa; Chordata; Actinopteri; Chaetodontiformes; Chaetodontidae. The record is from RefSeq and is a predicted model, not a curated record. Gene Ontology annotation, biological process: nervous system development. The coding region runs from base 93 to 1682 and encodes 529 amino acids.